Molecule: messenger RNA, 4970 nt
Organism: Brassica napus (rape)
Lineage: Eukaryota; Viridiplantae; Streptophyta; Magnoliopsida; Brassicales; Brassicaceae
Product: UDP-glycosyltransferase 89A2-like
Exons: 1
Coding region: 3466-4836 (456 amino acids)
Molecular function (GO): UDP-glycosyltransferase activity
Source: RefSeq, a predicted model, not a curated record
AAACCCAAACCAUUGGAAUUAUUAUGGAGCCAAAAGAUGAUAGAGACUCUUAUCUUUGGAUUAUUUGAUAUAUUUGAAAGGCGAGGAAUGACAAGUUAUUCAGAAGUAUAGAAAGAGACCCAUUAGAGUUAGUCAAAUAUGCAGAGAGUGAAUGUCAGGCCUAGUACAAUACAAAGGAUAUUAUAAAUGUUCUUCCACGGGCGCAAAUUGUUGAAGAAACACAAGCUUUAAGCUUGGGUAAUAUUUGUACGGUGGAUGGUUCAUGGACCUCCACAAAUCAAUUCAGUGGAAUUGGAUGAGUUUGAAAGGAUAGCAUAGAAAGAUCCAACUUAUGCGGACACGAAACUUAAUUGGUAUAAACGUGAAAUAGAUUUAUAAAUCUAUUUCAAGUUUGGAAUCCUAAAAAUAAGUAUUGUUAGUGUCAAUUUCUUGAGUUUGUAAAUCUAUUUCACGUUUAUAACUCACAUAUUAAGAAAAAAGAAUUAACCACCUUUUAAUAUAUUUUUUACAAAAUGCAUAAUGAAUUUUAUUUACUAAGCAUAUUUGCUGGGAAAUGCUCUCGUCUAAACCGCAGGACUAAAAACGCAACGGUUUAAAUGUGUUUGUGUAACAUUUAUAGAAGAGACCUAAGGACAAUAUGAGCUGAGAUUUAUAACUGAAAAUUUCUAAAAUGGGUUCGCUAACCUAACCGAUGGAAUUAGAUCUACAUGAAUCUGUAACAUCCUGAGUUGUGAUAUAUGGAAAGGCUUAAGAUGAUUGAUUUGAUUACCUAUGUCACCAAAGUUGACUUACCUUUUCCGUCACACAUCCGUUUAGAACUCCAGAGUUAAUCAUGUUUGGGCUGGAGUAGUGAAAGGAUGAGUGACCCAUCGGGAAGUGAUUCGCGAUACCGUGCGAGUGAGGUCAAAACACGGAGAAAGGUCGGGUGGUGAUUACAGGGUCAAUAAACAAUGAUUUCGAGUUUCAGAAAAAUUAAUUAAUGCACCGGAUGUUGGAACGGGAUGGGACCCACGGGUCGAGUGAGCAGACGAGGGUGGCCCAUUAGCUGUGGGUGGUCGGAGCGUUAUAAGUGGUAUCAAAGCCAGGUUAGCCAUCUCGGUUCUGGUCCGAAAGCCGUCUUGAGACAUGUCGUGGGGCGCAACGAGGACGUUGCGUUCUUUGAAAGGAGGUGAAUUGUGACAUCAUGAGUUGUGAUAUAUGGAAAGGCUUAAGAUGAUUGAUUUGGCUACCUAUGUCACCAAAGUUGACUUACUUUUCCAUCACACAUCCGUUUAGAACUCCAGAGUUAAGCGUGCUUGGGUUAGAGUAGUGAGAGGAUGGGUAACCUAUCGGGAUCGCGAUACCGUGCGAGUGAGGUCAAAACACGUGGAAAGAUCGGAUGGUGAUUGUAGGGUCAGUAAACAAUGAUUUUGAACUUUCAAAAAAAUUAAUGCACCAACCGUUGGAACAGAAUGGAGCCCACGAACCGAGUGAACGGGUGUAGAUGACCCAUUACCCGUGGACGGUCGAAGCGUUAUAGAAUCAUUGUUGAUAAAAGAUUUCAAAUUUUUUAUGUCGACUAUAUUUUUGGUUUUGCAUUUUUAUAUGGAACAAAGGUGAUAGUGAAGUAGCUAAAAAGUAACUUAUACGUUGCUGGUAUUUCUCAAUAAAUACCAACAAAAAUGGUUAGUUACAUAAAGAGAUUUAUAAUUUGUCUUAGAGCAUCAACAACCAUUGGGACCUCAUUAAGUAAACAAAUUAUUAAUAUUUUAUUUUAAUUAAAUGAAGUAAUUAAUUUUUAUUUAUCUUUUUGAAUUUAAAAUAAUAUAAAAGUGACACAUGAGUCUGUAGGUUUUUAUAAAGUCCUUGAAAUAUAGAAGUUUAGAACUUUUUCUGACACUUUUCCUAAUUUUUUCUUAUUAAUUGAUUAUUUUUAAUUUUAGAAACUUAUGUCAAAAACCUCCGUUCAAAGUGUUCGAAUAGGGUAGAAAAUAAAUAAAUUGGACUGAAAACAAUUAAAUUAAAAGGGGCAAAAGAAGAUUUGGACAGGCAAAUCUAACGUCAUUACAUGAACCCGUACUUGGUGGCCAAAGAAGAAGAAGAAGCAAAGUUAACCUAACCGGUAUCACAGCAUGACUACUUCUAACGGGUCUGCAUGUGCGCGUGUUCUAAAGCCACGUGCUAGGUUGCAGUUGUCCUUUGCUUUUUUCUUUCUUAGGUAGAAACUCAGUUGAGUUUCUUCAUUAAUGCUUUAUCAUUUUUAAAAAAAAUUGAUUAAAAAUAAAAUAAACAUACCAAUGAUUUGUCAAUAGCCAUUAAAAAAUCUGAGUUCUUCAUUAAUGCUUUAUCAUUUUUAAAAAAUGAUUAAAAAUAACAUAAACAUACCAAUAAUUUAUCAAUAGCAAUUAAAAUGUUGUCAUUUGCAGGGCCGGUCUUGAAUCAUGCUAGGUGAAACAUUGUAAUAGAUCCCUAAAUUUUUUUAAAAAAAUUACAUUUAAAUAAGCUUUCAAAAAAAAUUUUAAGCCUCUAAAUUUGUAAAAAAAAAAGAAAAUUACAUAGAAACAGCCACAUGUCCCCAAAAUCUCAGAGCCGGUCCUGAUCAUUAAAAAAAUUACAUUUAAAUAAGCUUUCAAAAAAAAUUUUAAGCCUCUAAAUUUGUAAAAAAAAAAAGAAAAUUACAUAGAAACAGCCACAUGUCCCCAAUGUCCCCAAAAUCUCAGAGCCGGUCCUGAUCAUUUGUCCUGAGAAUUUCUCAAAAACUUUUUAAAAUCUUUCCCAAUAAAGAUGUAUCUUCAAUUCUCUCCUUUUUAUUCUCUUUUGUUUUUUUCUGGUUUCUUUUAUUCACCAGAUACCCUAGGGAUACUGUCACUGCGCUUGUCCUUAAUUUCGUCUGAUUUCAGCUCAAUAACACAACUCACUGUCACGGGGGGAUAUUUGCGCGUUUUCUUACUACCAAAUGUGAAUCUCGAGAUUUUUUUCCCUUUACUUUCUAAAAGUUAGCAACUUAUCUAGAAAUUAGAUAUAUUAAAAACAACUAUAUACGUUCAAAAAAGGUAGAAAAUAAUCUAAACUAGUCGUAAGUUUUAUCUAGAAUAAUAUUUUUUUUUGAACAAUAAUUUCUAUUAUCUAGAAUAAUUUCUAUUAGUAAAUAUUAUCACAAUGUAGAUACAGGGCCAUGUCUAACGAAACAAAACCGAAACAAAAAACAUGUCUAAAACCUCUUGAUAAUGUAAACUUUUAGGGGUCCAUUUUCUAACUUUUAUACAGUACAGUAUAUCCUAUAAAUAAAUAUUGUUAACCACCUUUAAUAUUUUACAAAAUACAUUUUUUUUUCUGAACGAAACAUAUACAUUUUAUUACUAUACAUAUUCUUACACAAAGUGUUAUGUUUUUUUUUUCUGCAAUCAUCUUAGGCUUCCAAAACCCUAGGAACAGAUAUAUAAAAUGCCAAUGAACGUACCAAUCACAACAAACUCAACCUUGUAAAUGGCUGGAGAAAUGCUCUCGCCUACACCUCAGGAGUCAAAACGCAACCGUUUAAAACCGCAUAUCAUGGUGUUUCCAUAUCCAGCACAAGGCCACUUGCUUCCUCUUCUGGACUUAACUCAUCAACUCUGUCUUCAUGGCAACGUCACUGUCUCAAUCAUCGUCACACCUAAAAACCUUCCUCACCUCUCCCCUCUUCUCUCCGCUCAUCCAUCCGCCGUCUCCGCCGUCACUCUACCUCUCCCUCACAGUCCUUCCGGCAUUGAGAACGUCAAAGACCUUGGCUGUACUCCUCAUAUCAUGGCUUCUCUUCGUCAGCUUCGAGAGCCUAUCAUCAAGUGGUUACGUUCUCAUCCAAAUCCUCCCGUUGCUCUCAUCUCUGACUUCUUCCUCGGAUGGACCAACGAUCUCGGUGUUCCUCGCUUUGCUUUCUUCAGUUCUGGAGCGUUCUUUGCUUCGCUUUUACAUUAUGUCUCCGACAAGCGUCAUCUCUAUGACCAAACUGAGCCUGUCUGUAUCUCGGAUCUUCCUCGCUCCCCUGUUUUUAAGACAGAGCAUCUACCGUUAACCCCGCAAUCUCCCUUGUCGCGAGAUGUUAAUAUCGUUAGAGACAUGACCAAGAACUUCUCUAGCCAUGGUUGUAUUUUCAAUUCUUGCAACUGUCUGGAAGAGGAGUACAUGGAGUAUUUGAAGCUGAAAGUGGGUCAUAACCGGGUUUUUGGUGUUGGUCCGGUUUCUUCGGUCGGUUUAGGUAAGGGAAAAUCAGAACUCAAUGUAGACGUGAAGACCUUGUUUAGUUGGCUUGACGGAUGUCCAGAUGGAUCCGUGCUAUACAUAUGUUUCGGUAGUCAAAAAGUGUUGACUAAAGAGCAGUGUGAUGCUUUGGCUCUUGGUCUUGAAAAGAGCCUGACCCGGUUCGUUUGGGUGGCUAAGACAGACCCGAUACCCGAUGGGUUUGAGGAUCGGGUCGCCGGUCGAGGAAUGAUUAUUAGAGGGUGGGCUCCUCAGGUGGCUGUGUUGAGUCACGUGGCCGUUGGUGGGUUUUUAAGCCAUUGUGGAUGGAACUCGGUGCUGGAAGCGGUAGCUAGUGGAACGAUGAUCUUGGCUUGGCCUAUGGAAGCAGACCAAUUUGUGGAUGCCAAGUUGCUGGUGGAGUAUACAGGUGUAGCUGUUAGUGUCUGUGAAGGGGGUAAGACUGUGCCGAACCCACAUGAGUUAGGUCGGGUCAUAGCUGAAAGUAUGGGUGAGCAAGGACGCGAGCUACGUGUUCGGGCCAAGGAGAUGGGAAAGAAGGCACGUGCUGCGACAGAAGUAAGAGGAAGCUCUACUAUUGAUUUGGAAAGACUUGUUAAAGAACUGGGCUCUCUAUAAAGAUAUGAUUGCAAUGACUAAAACGGUUUAUGGAAAUAAAAAGUGUUUUAUUGUUAAAGCAUCAUAUCUUCUUAGUUAAGACUCUGAGUAUCUUCGAUGGUAUUACCACCAUUGGAGUCUUUAUGAUUAUUAAA